Molecule: messenger RNA, 1381 nt
Organism: Agrilus planipennis (emerald ash borer)
Lineage: Eukaryota; Metazoa; Arthropoda; Insecta; Coleoptera; Buprestidae
Exons: 8
Coding region: 95-1309 (404 amino acids)
Source: RefSeq, a predicted model, not a curated record
UAUAGUAUAAGUUGUCUUAUUGACAUUUAAAAAAUACAUGUCGCUAAUUAACGUAUUUGAUAAUAUUUUUAUCGUUUCAUCAAGCUAAACAAAUAUGAGAAGGUGUAGAAAACAGACAGAUUCUUUUACUUUUUUAAAAAGAAGUCCAUCUUUAGUAAAAAAGAUCUUACCAACACCCUCACAAUGUCGAACAGUACAGAAAAAGUUAAUAGGAGUCAAAAUGGAUACUACAAAAGAACCCAGUAUAUGCUCAAUAACACCCGGUGCCCCUUGUUGUAAUGAUCCUGAAUGUACGUGUCCCGAAAAGAUCCUUCUACAACAGUUGAGAUCAAGAAGUUCACCGCUGUUUUGUACUAUCGCCCAACAGGGCAUACCCGAUAUACAGAAGUCACCUUUUACCCCCGAUAUGCUUAUCACGGGUUUCGGCUUGAGAAAUCUAUCUUCGAUGCAACAAGCCCUAUUAGCACAGAGGAUGGGAGAUAAGGAAUCAGUUGAAGAAGAAUAUUAUGGAUCCAUCACCGAUUUUGAUAAGUCCACCUCUUCACAAACUGAAAUCACUUUGACUUCAAGCGCUUCUACCGUCGAAAUAGAACAGAAAAAGAAAAAGCUGGAGUAUUUCAUGGGCAUAACAGCCACAAUGGACGAGGCUGAAGAAGAAAAAGCAGAAGAGGAAGUUUCAAAAUAUGUUCAAUUUGAAGAGGUGCCUAGUGAAGAAAUAUUUACGGGUGACACAGAAUCCAUGCGUCAGGCCCAAAAAUAUUUGCGAGUUCAUAGAAUAUUUGAAUUUUUUCAAUUUUUAAUAGCUCAUUUGCUGAGUGCAAUUCCAGAUAAUCCAAUUGAGUUUUUGAUUGAGCUUUUGGAAAAGUGUUUAAUUUAUAGAUCAGGAAUCGGGGAGCCACCCUUACUUUACCGGAGACCUCACAUCGGUCAGCUAUUUUAUUUAAUGGAUAGGAUGGAAACGGGAUAUAUCAGUCUAACUCAAUACAGUACAGGAAUGAAAACUUUGGGAAUUUGUAAUUACAUGGCGAAUCCACCUUCAACAAAAGACGGAUUGGUGGCUAGAGAGUUUUUUAUCGAUGAGGCAUAUUCAAAAUUAACUGAACAAUUUAAUGACAUGGUGAAAAAGCAUUAUUUGAGAGGCCACCGUCCUUCCUUGUCCCAACCACCUCCAACACCUCAACCUACAUCCAAAACAUGGAGUGGUCCUCUCGAUUUUCUUUCAAGAGGUGCCGAAGAAGAAGGCGAUGAUAUGGACGAUGAAAAAAAGCUUAUCGAAUUUUGUAAAGCAAGAAGAAAGGAAACAAAGUAAAUUCAAAUUCGUUUUAUUUACUGCCAUCCGGACAAACAUUUACAUUUGUUUUUUAUCUAUUUAAAAAUAUAC